AUGACGGAGGCAGUUAGUUCUGUACAAUUUUAUGAUGAUUUUAUUCAAUUUAAUGAAUAUUUAUAUGCACAACCUUCUUCUUUUGGUAUUACUCACAAUAUUAUGCAAAAAAUUGCACAAAAAAAGGUUAGCGUAUUAGCAGUAGGAGGGUUUUGUGAUUCUGCAACAGCAAGAGGAGCAAUUCGUCUUUUCUCUCAUAUACAGGAGAAUGCACCAGAAACACGGCAAGUAGAUAAAGGGUUUAGGGUUUAG
This is a messenger RNA of Eimeria maxima, 252 nucleotides long. Its product is annotated as X-Pro dipeptidyl-peptidase domain-containing protein, putative. The record is from RefSeq and is a predicted model, not a curated record. The transcript has 2 exons. The coding region runs from base 1 to 252 and encodes 83 amino acids. NCBI's taxonomy places the organism in Eukaryota, Apicomplexa, Conoidasida, Eucoccidiorida, Eimeriidae.